AUGAGUCUCAAGAAACUCAAGUCAGAUGUCGCGACCGCCGCCAAGAAGGUGGCUGCCAACGGCAUCGCUGGCAUUGUCUCCGUCACAAAUGGCGACUCCGACGGUGAAGUCGUGAUUAUGUACCGCCACGAGAGCCUAGCAGCCGACGUGCGUAUUCAGGCCCUUGCCCAGGACCUUGGUGACUAUCCCGACGGAAACAGGUUCCUGCUCUGGACCGACGAGUCUGACCCGGCCCCGCAUGUCGUGGCCGCCAUUAAAGCCGCCCAGGACUACCUCGUGGGCAUGUCUGUGUACGAGAUGGUGUCUGAACUGGCAAGCCGUCUCGACAAGGAAAUUAGGCGCGCCCUCGAUGGAGGCGGUGAGAGUGCCACCGAGGCUGAGCAGGGCAACGAUGAGCCUGCCCAAGAUGACGACGAUUACGACGCCGCAUACGACAGCGACUAUCCCUCUGACGGCGACGAGUUCGGUCUGCCGACGUCAGCUCCGCGCGGCUCACUCUUUGGCACAACGCCGACAGAGCUCAACAAGCCACUGCUCCAGCGCAUUAGGCGGGACCUUCGUCGGGUGAAGCAGGCUGGCUACAAAGUCGGUCUUCUGGAUGGUUUUGGGAAGGAUGACACCCGUGGCGUGGUCUCCCUCUCCAUCCGGAUCGACAAGCUGGCGAUCUCAUCGCAGGCCCUGGAGGCUUGGGACGUGAACCCAACUGAGUACCUCGUGCUCCUCCUCUGCUUUGUCAAACCAUACCAGCCUCUGGACCGCAUCUUGAACCAGCCCGUCUCGCAGACCCAGGUCAAGUUCCACGUCGGCAAGUGCGCCAGAUACAAGCCGUCCAUCAAUCACGCCCGCCGUCUGUUUGCCGAUGACUGUUCUCUGGCACUUGCCAGUUCCACAGCCAGAGCCAAGCACUUGGACUCUGACAGCGAUGACUUUCAGAAGCUCUUCAUCUCUAACUCGCUUGAGCAAUUCCUGCGCGAAAGCUUCGUCUCCCUGCUGAAGCUUCGCGAGUCCCGUGGGCUUGGCUGGGACGAGGCAAACGAGCUUCUGCGGACCAGCAUCGGCCUCUGCUCCGAAGACCAGGGUCUCCCUGAGCCUCUCCAGGGGCGUGAUUCCGGAUGCAGCUCGCCAGUGAAAGUUUCGGCGCCGGAGCACCAUGGCCCACUCGGCCGAGACCAUCUCAUGGAGAACUUACCUGCGAGCGAGCGCAGCUUCCCGCUCAUCGCAAUGCAGUUUGUCACGAGAUACUUUGUCGACUGCACAAAGUACUGCUUGCGAUGCCACAGGCGGCUCAAGGAGGACUUCGAAGCUCUGCGCCCGUACGUGUGUGCAGAUGGGCUCUGCCUGUUUCAGUACAUGGCCAUGGGACUUGGUCCCGCUAUCGAGCACGAGAUUCUCACCGAGCCGUACGUCGUUGACCUCCUAGUCAGUCUGUGCUAUGCGGCCGCCGAGCCCCAUCCGGGCAGUCUUCGGCCCACGCCCAUGCAGCAAUCAACAACGCCGCCUAAGCUCUCGAUGCGCACUCCCCCGGUCGGAUUACGUCUUCGAGUUCCACAUUUUUCCAACGCAACGGCCGAUCCCCUCAAGGCAAUUACAGCGGCGGGAAACACCCGUCUCGUGUUAGAGGAGGGAGGGGCCAGGCGUUUCGACGGUGGCCUGGCACCUGGGGGAUGGCUUGCAUUCCGCAAACCUGGGCGGACUGUGGCUCACCACGCGCGUAUCCAGGAGGUAUUCAAGGCCACUAGAACGGUCAUAAUUGAAGUAAAGGGCCACUCCGACACGAGCAGUGCGAAAUCGUGGAAUCCAGUGCCGCCUCCACCACCUAAUGCGUUGGAGGAUGGGAUUGUCGACGUUUUUCUCUAUGACACCGACUUCGACGCCCUGAGCGACGUGGACAAGGGCAUUGCCAUACGAAACAUUUUAGACACGCUCCCGCCUAUCCUCGAUAUUGAGGACUGGCUGGCCGAUCAUCCAUACAGCAGCAUCCGCGACAUGGACCGCAUUUCGCCGGCCGCAGCCUCGCUCCUCCAGUGGAUCGUGUCAUCCAACCGGUCGUGUAUCUUCCAAGUCGACCGAUCGCGCGAGGUUGCUGGACGAUGGAGGGGCCAGAUCGGCGCCUCGGCGGGCACGCUGCCUCCGGCCGGCAGGGGUAGAAACCGAGAACAUGAGCGCAUCUUAGGGAUGGACGGAUGGGUGCAGUUCCGCUUCGCGCAAGGCUCGCCGGACAAGGAAUUGCGGUUCAAUCGGGCGCUCCAAGAAGUCGCUGCACGGAAACACAUGAAAGAGAAUCCGACAAUCUUCGCAUGGCACGGAAGCCGCCUCUCCAACUGGCACAGCAUCUUGCGGACUGGCUUGGACUACCGGGACGUCACCUCCGGUCGCGCCUUUGGAAAUGGCGUCUACUUCAGCCCCCGCUCCAGUAUAAGCACCGGUUAUGCCUACAUGGGAUCACAGUGGCCAAACUCGGAUCUCAGAAUCACCAGUUGCCUGAGUCUGAACGAAAUCAUCAAUGCGCCGGACGAGUUCGUGUCUUGCACGCCGCACUAUGUGGUAUCUCAGCCCGACUGGCAUCAGUGCCGCUACUUGUUUGUCCAGACGCAGUCCUUCGGACCUUCUCGUCCUGGGCCCCAGCGAGGUCAAAACCUACCUCGUAAACAGGGACCAUUGCAGCAAUCGGCGAGCAGCCAGACAUUCUAUCCCCAACCUCACUCGCACCAGGUCUAUGGGCAGUCCGAAAAGCCUUUAAAGAUCCCGCUUUCCGCCAUCCCGCUCCGAACCAUUAACCGGACCGAUGCUGUCGCACCAGGUCCCGCGAAGCGAACGGUCCAGCGGCUGGAGGAGAGCGACGACGAAGAUGCUGAGGAAAUGGCCAUCUUGUUCAGCGAUGAUAAGCUUGACACGGCCCAGGACCCGCCGAAAAAGAAGUCCGCAUCGCGUGCCUCUAGCGUGGUCACGGCCGAGGUUGAAGACAUCGUCGCGACCGGCCCUCCGACGCCCGCUAGCAUCGAUCAUUUGCUGACCGACUUCGUGCCGGGCUCGCUAGACCUGUCGACCCUGCCCCGUCUUGCUCCCCCCUCCUUCGCCACAGACUCGGGAACCAAAUCCCUGAGCCGCGAGCUGGUGCGCCUGCAGAACAUCCAGGCCACCACGCCGCUCCACGAGCUCGGCUGGUACAUGGACUUCGACCAGGUCAGCAACCUCUAUCAGUGGAUCGUCGAACUGCACAGCUUCGAUGCGUCGCUGCCGCUGGCUCGGGACAUGAAGAAGAGCGGCAUCGGCUCCAUCGUCAUGGAGGUGCGCUUUGGGCCCGACUUCCCCUUCUCGCCGCCCUUCGUCCGCGUUGUCCGCCCGCGCUUCCUGCCCUUCAUGAACGGCGGCGGCGGCCACGUCACGGCCGGCGGUGCCAUGUGCAUGGAGCUGCUGACGGCCACCGGCUGGAGCCCCGCCAACAGCAUGGAGAGCGUCUUCCUGCAGGUGCGCGUGGCGCUGUGCAGCACCGAUCCGCAGCCCGCGAGGCUGGAUCCGGCGGUGCUGCAGAUGGGAAAAGCCCGUGGUCUACGUCAGGCUGGACCAUGGAUGGAUUAUGGCAUUGCCGAGGCGAUUGAGGCGUUUAUCAGGGCCGCGAACGCGCAUGGUUGGACGGUGCCGGCGAAUUUGCGCGUCACGGCGAAUGGGGUUUGA
Messenger RNA from Thermothielavioides terrestris NRRL 8126, 3675 nucleotides. RefSeq lists its product as uncharacterized. Gene Ontology annotation, molecular function: NAD+ poly-ADP-ribosyltransferase activity. NCBI's taxonomy places the organism in Eukaryota, Fungi, Ascomycota, Sordariomycetes, Sordariales, Chaetomiaceae. Bases 1 to 3675 code for a protein of 1224 amino acids. The transcript is spliced from 3 exons. The record is from RefSeq and is a predicted model, not a curated record.